This is a messenger RNA of Daldinia vernicosa, 1475 nucleotides long. RefSeq lists its product as uncharacterized. The record is from RefSeq and is a predicted model, not a curated record. The transcript has 2 exons. Bases 12 to 1475 code for a protein of 487 amino acids. NCBI's taxonomy places the organism in Eukaryota, Fungi, Ascomycota, Sordariomycetes, Xylariales, Hypoxylaceae.
CCGGAUUCGCCAUGUCUCUGUUUUCAAGAUUGAAGCGACGGGUACGAGCUAAAGAGAAAAAUUCAAAAAAUGAAGAGAAAGUGUCAGAGAAGGCGAAGGAGGAGCCUGCCAAGGUGCCUUACAAGCAUGUAGUUACGCAUGCUGCUUGCGAUAUGCUAUUAGUAGCCCCUGCGAGCGCGAGGGAAGCAGAUAAAGCCAGGAUAAUCGAGCUGAACAUGCGAAAUAUCGCUCUGGAAAGAUCGGAACGUAAGGCGGCUGGUAUGCCACGCGGUCAAGACUCGCUAUCCAUCCAUAAAACCCCUGCCUUUCCUCUACCUAACAACUACAAACCCUAUAGCGCAGAUGACAGGUGGUUCAACCCCAGGUACUACCCCCCGGAGCUAGUCGGCUCCCAAAAAGGUCCCAACAACUUGAAUCGCCCUGAAAGCUUAAGAAGCGGCAAGGGGAAAGAACCGGAAUACAUACGUUCCCCCUCGUCUAUACCACCGGUUCCGAGGUUACCUGUUGGGCAGUUCGGCAUUACGUCGAGCCACGGUGCACCUCUUGACGAAACAUCGGUAGUAUCAAGCACUUCCAACGUUGAACCAAGGAUAAACAACAAGGCCAUCAACCGUCUUUCGCAGAAUUCUAGCUAUGAGCCAAGCCUUUCUCAGAAAAGUAUCUCGUUUAGCGAGAAGUCGUAUCAAACGCCUCUCACAGGUACCUCUCUAAUAACCAUCGGGGCGCCUGUGAAGAGUGAUCGGUACUAUCCACCUUCGACUAAAAGUGCUUAUUUUUCAGCAUCUCAUACAGCGAACCAGCGGACAGAGAAUCAACUAAGUAAACUAGAAAAUAAAAAUAUAUCCGGUACGGAGAUAGCCAUCCCGCCAAUACCCGCUGUUCCCCAGAAAGUUAAUAAGAGCACUCCCCCGGCGAGUAGCUUUAACGAAUCCUCUAUCAAAUCUAUCGGUCCUGCUAUUGCACCACCUCGACCGCCUUGCAUCGUGGCCCCUCCACCUGUGCCAUGUUCUACGGAAGAAGCUACUGGUUUAGAGCAUACUACUAGCAAGACAAUCACUGCCAGCGGUCCCUGUGCGAAAACGCCACAGAAAAGUUCUGUGGAAAAAGGCAAAGCUCCUGCAGAUACGACGGUAAACGAUCUCGAGGAACAAAAUGCGGCGGUACCUUCGACUUCGUCCCCACAAAUGAAAGCACGCAGGCUGUCCAAAUCUAGACCAUCGAGCAGCGGCAACGGUAAGUCCAGGCUGUCGAUCGAUGCAUCACAGCGUAGCCGGUCGAAUUCAACUGCCCCCGGUGCCACUGCUUCUGAACUCGAUCGAGCGAGCCAUACAGCCGAACCGAAGACCAGCGAGACGAGUAAGGGGUCGUCCGAACCCACACUUAAAACAGGAAAAUUGCGCAAGAAACCGAAAGAGAAACGUCAACGGAGAAAAUGGUGGACCUUUGGAUGGCGGUCCACUACGGAGGUACACUAG